UUAUCUGCUACUUGGUCACUACGACAUUGUACCAACCACGUUGACCUUAUCAUUCCAUACGAUAAGCGUGUUCUUAUAGGUCCUUUGAAAUAAUCCAUUUGCAAUACAUACAGAAAUUAUUUUUGAUUCUACCCAAAAGUGUUCAUAGAGCUGUGAUCUUUCUUACCGUGAUAAACAUGCCUGAUUCAUUUUCGUGCAUCACCUGCCAAGUGUUGUUCAAAAGCCCAGAAUUGCAGCGGGAGCAUUACAAGUCUGAUUGGCACCGAUAUAAUUUGAAGAGGAAGGUUGCCUCGAUUCCCUCCGUCACUUUAGAGGAAUUUGAAACCCGAGUCAAGGAACACAGGGAGCAGGCGCAGGACGAGAACCGUGAUGAUUCACAUUAUUGCAAGUGUUGCUCAAAGUUAUUCAAUACGACCAACGCUUAUAACAACCACCUAAACAGCAAGAAGCACAAGUUAGCGCAAGAGAAGGCUCAGGACGUGUCUGACCAUAGUAACCAAUCCGACACAGAUAGUUUCGUAAAGGUGGAUGCGCCAGAGACCGCAGGAGCAGCUAAGAGUUCUGAUGACAGGGUUAAGUUUACACUCGUCAACACGCAUGGCUCCGGAGACGAGGAUGCCGAGACAGCUUCAGAAAUAGAGGAGCUUGAUUCAGAUGAGUGGGAUGAGUGCCGCAUUAAAGGCAGUGACUCACUCAUCAAGCCACAAGAUUGCCUGUUUUGUUCUCACCACAGCAAGACCAUGGUGAAGAAUGUGAAACACAUGUCUGAGGCGCAUUCCUUCUUCAUUCCUGAUGUGGAGUACUGUGUUGAUGUCAGAGGUCUACUGCUUUACUUAGGAGAGAAGAUUUCUCAAGGAUACAUGUGCCUUUGGUGUAAUGAGACUGGUCGUACAUUUUACUCAAUGGAAGCAGCCCGUGGACAUAUGGUGGACAAAGGCCACUGCAAGAUGUUACAUGAGGGGGUAGCUUUAGCAGAGUAUGCAGACUAUUAUGAUUACAGUGCCUCUUACCCCGAUCAGAAGGAAGCAGAUGAAGACAUGGAUGUGGAUGAGGAAGUGGAAGGCCCGGCAACACUUGAAGGUGACGAUUUCCAGUUGAUGCUUCCAUCCGGUGUUAUGGUUGGCCAUCGGUCACUUAUGAGGUACUACAAGCAGAACCUGACGCACAGCAGCGGGGCGCUGGUGAAGAAGUCAGACCGCAAGCUGCACCGCCUGCUGGGCGUGUAUCGCGCGCUCGGCUGGGCGCCGCGCGACCAGGCGCUCGCUGCCAAGAACGCGCGCGACAUCCACUUCAUGAAGCGCGUACAGGCCAAGUGGCAGAUGAAAAUGUCCCUCAAAAACAACAAGUUCCAGAAACAUUACCGAGCGCAAGUCAACUUCUAAUGUAUCACACUAUUACCAGGACUAUUACCGCUUAUCGCCGUGGAUAACGCAAUAUCAUUUUUUUGUCAAGAAUAUACUAUAGGCUAGGGUCAAUCUACAUGUAACAUGGGCAGCAUGGCGCGACUUGUGUCACUGGUGUUUCUCAUAAGAUCCGCUUUGUUGACAUCAUUUCGAGCGAAUUCCGGCAACUCCGGAAACAUCUCGCCACUUCCCCCGACAUGCCCAAUACCUAGUAUAUCCCUGGAUUUUCACUUACCGCCAAUGUGGAGAAAAUCGUCCAAAAGCGAAUACAGUUUUCUGCAAGCUAUAGCGUUUUUUGUAUUGUACACAACCAUUUGCAAAAAUAUUUUUUUAGCCUUGUCUAUAAAAAUGGCGUGAUACUCUUAUUUUGUGACUAAGUCUGAGUGUCGUACAUAAAUGGGUACGAGAGUUCUUGCCCUAUGACGAUCUUCUCAUCUCUACAAUCAAUUUUCUGCCGAUAUUCUCCACAUUUACUUAACAAUGUCGUAUCGUGUCGUAAGGCAAUACCCACGGCGAAAAAGUGUUAGAAUAACGACGUAUAUUUCAUGUUACUUGUUACGCAUUACUCCUACCACUUAACUGGGACCGUUUGUACGUUUGCGGCUCAGUAGUUUUCAAGUAGUCAUAUAGGUUUGUUUGGGAUUAUCUCAAGUUUAAUCCAUUCAACAGAUAAUUCAUAUUGAAACAAGAAUAAAACGGAAAAAAUACAGCAAAAUACGACUUUUUCAUUGUCACUCAUUUGCACACAUGUUUUUUUAAUUAUAACAUUGUCAAUCAUAACAAAUUCAUACGAACCGUCUCAGUUACGCGGCACAUCACCACAAUAUUCUAUAAACAUUGUCACUUGUAUAUGGAUGAUCCCUUAUGAUUUCCGCAACUGUGGUGCUCAUUUGAAUUAUUUUGAUAGUGUUUAGAGAGUGGCCAUUGUUGGAUCACACAACUUGAGAAUACACUACAUACCUAGUUGUAGUAGAAUCGAAAUUAUUCCUAAAAUAGUUAACCAAAAGCAAUAGAAACACGAUAGCAGAUAUUUAUGACGAGUGGAAGGAUCAUUACGUUGUAUGUUGUGUUAAUACAAUUAUGCUUAGUAAAAUUGUAUAACUGCAAAACAUAGUUAUAUUGUGAAAUUACUGAACUAAACUGUUAAGUUUCAGAACUGCCAAGGUAGAGUGCGUACAUACCCACAUAUAAAUACUUCUAAAUUCUGUAAUGAUGCAAUAAUUAAUUAUGUAAGAUCAAUUUCAUGUAUUAGAAUCGACCAAGAUAAAAUUAUAUUAUAUUAGGUAUAGGUUGUGAUCGUAACACUCCAAAAUACACGGUUUCGCUUUCAGUAUGGAUAGGUCAUUGAGGCCCUGUGACUUUAAGAGAUGCCGAUGUGACAACUAUCCGAGCUCAUAAUAGAUUGUGUUGUGAAAUAUUAGAAUUUUGGGGCAUCGUCAUCAGUCUUGGGGCAACGACUCACAACCUCGCAGAAAUUUCUUUAAUUACAUGCAUAUAGGUAGAUAGAUAGAUAGAAAAAUAACUUUAUUCGUAUCAAUAUGCGGUGCACGUGGUUCAAAACUCGUCGCCUUCCGAGCCUUCAUACUUAGAGUCACGACGAACGUGGCACGGCACACUGCACGCGGUCCGAAAUAGAGUGCUUUUGACGUAAUGAAAAAAAAAAAACACAUGAAGCUGCCGAUGUGGGUGUUAUUGUAUAAAUCUGCGGCACGCGCCCGCGCCAAGCGUUCAUACUUUCCCUUAACCCGUUAGCUCGCUCUGACAUCACACACAUGUGAUGUUGCGGACACCCUUAGGAUUUGAAGGGUUCCGUAAAAUAAAAUGUUAUUGGUGUUUAUUUUUUUACAAUUUAAUUCAUUUCGAGGUUUUAAUCAAAAACGUGUACCAGUGUGAUAGUUUAUAAUCUAAGUACCUAAUAAUACAAUUAUUACAUACCUAUCUGAUGAAUUAAAUUCCACCAGAAUACUCGGAAACAGGGAAUUACGCAAAUUAUUUCGGCUAUGUCGGAAACGCGAAAUAGCUAACUAUUUCAUUAUAAAAAUGAACAGAGGUACUUUAUUCAGUGGUGGGGCGUAAAAGGAUUAGAAUACACACAGGAAGAUUUUCGUAAGUAAAUCGCUUUUUCUCCCGUUAGCGCGUAAUUAGAUUGACCGAGAAAACAUCCCUGGUUUGACGAUUUAGCACGGACUUACACUUGUUGAAUUCUAUUUUUAAAGGAAUUACUCGUAGACCCAACAAGAACCAACCCACCGAUCAAAAGUGUAGAAAAUCGGAUUUUAUUGUUUAAACUAGAACUACUUUAACUUUCAAUGAAGAUUUCAUGUGGGUUAGUUCCCGGUUGCGUAAGUACCUGCCUCCAAUUUAUUUAAGUUAUUUUUGGAAACUCUGGUUCCAUAUACGAUGUUUCUAAAUUAUGCUUCCCUGAAUCAUAAUGGAAUUCAAUCCACAGCAAAAUGUCUACCUCUAAAUAGUGAUUAAUAGUUGAUCAUGUUUUAAUGAAAUAUACAUUUUGUAGGUCCACAUGUAAUGUACCAUGCAAUAUUUUAAAUAGAUCAUAAUCAUCAAA
Messenger RNA from Leguminivora glycinivorella, 3969 nucleotides. RefSeq names its product zinc finger protein 622. The coding region runs from base 177 to 1382 and encodes 401 amino acids. Gene Ontology annotation, biological process: ribosomal large subunit biogenesis. The transcript has 6 exons. Gene Ontology annotation, cellular component: preribosome, large subunit precursor. Lineage: Eukaryota; Metazoa; Arthropoda; Insecta; Lepidoptera; Tortricidae. The record is from RefSeq and is a predicted model, not a curated record. Gene Ontology annotation, molecular function: zinc ion binding; nucleic acid binding.